Molecule: messenger RNA, 860 nt
Organism: Cololabis saira (Pacific saury)
Lineage: Eukaryota; Metazoa; Chordata; Actinopteri; Beloniformes; Belonidae
Gene: plekhf1
Product: pleckstrin homology domain containing, family F (with FYVE domain) member 1
Exons: 2
Coding region: 42-860 (272 amino acids)
Molecular function (GO): metal ion binding; phosphatidylinositol binding
Source: RefSeq, a predicted model, not a curated record
GUAAACUGCAGUUUGCUGAAGCAAACAAACGGAUUUACACCAUGGUGGAUGAGCUGAGCGUGGACCAGAAGAACCUGCAGCGCAUCCAUGCUGUGGAGCUGUCGUUCGGGGCCUCGGGGAGGCCCCUGUGUGCCCCGGGCCGGGUUCUGGUGGGCGAGGGCCGGCUGACCAAGCAGAGCCGCCGCAGGACGCAGGACAAAGCCUUCUUCCUGUUCAACGACCUGCUGGUGUACGGGAGCAUCGUCCUGCACGGACGCUGGUACACCCGGCAGCAGGUCAUCCCCCUGGAGGACGUCCAGCUGGAGGACCUGGACGACGGUCUCACCCUGAAGAACCAGUGGUUGAUCCGCACGCCGCGCAAAUCCUUCUCCGUGGCGGCGGCGUCGCGGGAGGAGAAGCGGGCGUGGAUGGAGCACAUCGCUGACUCCCGGUCCCGCCGACUGCAGAGCAGCGAGAGCAGGGCCGGCUCCAGCGAGAGCAGGGCCGGCUCCAGCUUGGCCGUGGCCUGGGUCCCGGACGGGGCCUCCUCCGUCUGCAUGCGCUGCUCCGGCCGGUUCAGCGUGACGCAGCGCCGGCACCACUGCCGGCAGUGCGGCCUGGUCGUGUGUGGGGGCUGCUCCCAGCACCGGCGGGUGAUCCCACACAUCCACCCCACCAAGCGCCUCAGGGUCUGCCGGGCCUGCCACUCAGGGGCCCUGGCCCGGGACGGGGGCCCCUGGAGGGGCCACGGCACCGGCAGGGGAGGCUCGGAGGAAGAGGAGCUGUCCGGUGAAGAGACUGUAGAGGAGCACGACCCCGGCACCUGGGGGGACCGGUGCUCCCCCUUCUCCUACCUCACACCACCACACAGGAGGUGCUGA